This is a messenger RNA of Polistes dominula (European paper wasp), 1028 nucleotides long. It is a transcript of the gene CPR6, whose product is annotated as cuticular protein 6. NCBI's taxonomy places the organism in Eukaryota, Metazoa, Arthropoda, Insecta, Hymenoptera, Vespidae. The record is from RefSeq and is a predicted model, not a curated record. Gene Ontology annotation, cellular component: extracellular matrix.
UCAGUGACUUCGUGUACUCUCGCAUAAAAUAACCUAAGAUAGAAAACAUUUUUUUUUAUUGUUGUUCUUUUGUGAAAAGAAAACGCCAUCAUGUUUAAGAUUUUGUACCUGGUCUGUGCCAUGUUUGCGUGGUGCGAAGGGAUUCUCGUGAGUGGUUACAACGGAGGAACAGCAACCGGUCACACGGUUUCUUAUAGUGAUUACGAAGGCCUCGAUGGGGGAUAUGCUGGAUCUUCGGAUUACGAGGGACAUGCUGUUCUACCAACUAUUGCAGUUCCGGUGCACGCGGUCUCGGCCGCACCGUUACACGCCGAUUCAUCCUUCGAUCAUACUUUCCAUUCCUACAAACAGCAUCACGCCGACAAGGACCACGACUAUUACUCGCACCCUAAAUACACCUUCAACUAUGGUGUACACGAUCCUCACACUGGCGAUGUAAAGACCCAACACGAAGUCCGUGACGGUGAUGUAGUUCACGGUUCUUACAGCGUCAACGAGCCCGAUGGAAGUGUACGAAUCGUCGAGUAUACUGCAGACGAUCAUAAUGGAUUCAAUGCUAUAGUUAAAAAGGUUGGACCAGCUAUUCAUCCUAAACCCGUACCAAUUGCUAAAUACGUUUCAUCGCCAGCAUAUUACAAUCAUUACGAUUAGAUACGGUGAUUAUUAUUAUUUUUAGACGAUUAAUUAAAAUAUUGUUUAUUUAAUUUUAUUCACAGUCCGCAAUGUCCUUGUAAGGAAACAAAACAUUACAUAAUUUUCUUUAAUUUGUUCUAUUUUCCAUUUCUUUCUCUCUUUUUCUCACUCUUUUUCUUCUUUCUGUUUUGAAUGUACCUCAAUUCGCGCCAAAUGUUUUAACGGGCGUCCGCCAUAUUGACUACUCGAGUAGAGUUCUCCUCGUGUAAUGUUGUAAAUGUAACGAGCGUUUAAACUAUCCGUCUGAUAUGAUCAAAUAUUAAUGUAAGAUCAUACGAAAGUAAUUUUCUCAUGCCGAAUAAAAGAUUAAAUUAUAUAUUUAUAUAGAAAUAUUA